AGCUUCACGGUUUAUUUAGAAGCAAAGCAAAGAGACAACAACGUUGGCUCAUGAAUGAAGAUAAGGAUUUAAAGCCUCGCCAUUCAUUUCCCUCCCUCCACUUUCAUCAUCUAUCUAUCAUCAAUACCCAUUUCGAGUUUCACUACAAAGACUUCAUUUUUACACUGUGUUUUUCCCCUUCAAACUUGUGACAAAGAUGAACUGAGUCUGAAAUAUAACUAAGUUUCACAAUUGAAGUAACAUGAAUCCUUUAAUACUAUGCUCUGUUGGCAAUGUUUCUAUUAUUCCUGGAGUUACCUAUUCAACGAGGAAGAAUAACUCUUUAACAAGACUCAGCUUGUCAAGGAGCUCUGUAAAACCUGGAUCAUCAACUUGGAGAUUUCUCUUGCCUUCAUUUGUUUCUGGUGGAGUGUUUCCACAGAACAAAAGGGUAUGCUCUUUUCAUAAGAAGUCUAGAACCUCUAUAUCAGCCACAGAAACAGAUGUAGCUGUGGAGGAAUCAGGUUCACCUGUCACAGAUGAAGAUUCUGGUGAAGUUCCAUCAGAUGAAGUUGGGAUAAGUCAAGAUUCAUCUCCCAAGUCUGAUGCCAACCCUGAGACAGCUAAAACUAAACGUUCAAGAUCUACAAGGAGAAGUGAAAUGCCUCCCGUAAAGAAUGAGGAUUUGAUUCCCGGGGCAACUUUUACCGGGAAAGUAAAAUCUAUCCAGCCAUUUGGUGCCUUUGUUGAUUUUGGAGCUUUCACAGAUGGGCUUGUUCAUAUUUCGAUGUUGAGUGAUAGCUAUGUUAAGGAUGUUGCAAGUGUUGUUUCUGUAGGCCAAGAAGUGAAGGUGAAACUGAUUGAAGUGAAUACUGAGACUCAGCGUAUUUCUCUCUCUAUGCGUGAAGAUGCUGACACCAGUAAGCAACGUAAAGAUACACCCACCAAUACUGAGAAAGCUGGACCUGGGAAGAGGAACACUUCAAAAUCCAGUCCAAGGAAAGAUAAUGUGAUGAAAAGCACAAAAUUUGUCCUAGGGCAGGACCUGGUUGGUACUGUGAAGAAUAUGGCUAGGAGAGGUGCUUUUAUAUCUCUUCCUGAAGGGGAGGAAGGAUUUCUUCCCAUAUCUGAGGAACCUGAUGAUGGAUUUGGGAAUGUUAUGGGCAACACUUCGCUGGAAGUUGGCCAAGAAGUCAAUGUACGAGUUUUGCGUAUCACAAGAGGACAAGUAACAUUGACUAUGAAGAAGGAAGAAGAUGUUGUACAUUCCGACACAACAUUUACCCAAGGGGUUGUUCAUGUUGCAACAAACCCUUUUGUUUUGGCUUUUCGUAAGAAUAAGGAUAUUGCUUCUUUUCUGGAUGAAAGGGAGAAAAUUGAGAGUGAAGUUCAAACAUUGUCCACUGCAGGAAUAUCAGAAGAAAUUAAGGGAACUGUCAAGCAAGGGGAAACUGUAUUGGAUGUUCCUGAUGUGCAGGGUGAACCAGAAAGCAGCAAGUUGACAGAUGAUGUUCCCUCUGCGGUAAAACAAGAUGCUGAAGAUGAUAUUUCUGAAAAUAAGGAAGAUGUGGGAGCCAGUACAUUGAACAUUUCCUCAACAACUAUUGUGGAUGAUGAAAGUAACCUAGUCAGCAAUGCUUCUAUCCCAAUGCCAGGUUCAAAUGGUGUCAUUGAGAAGGAAACAGAGGUAGCGUCUGGAAAUUUGGUUCCUGAAGAGGCUUUAUCUACUGUAAACGCAAUUACUGAGGAAGCUACUCAGACAGAUGUCACAAUAAGCAAUGAAAAAACUGUUGUGGAUGAUGAAAGUAACCUAGUCAGCAAUGCUUCUAUCCCAAUGCCAAGUUUGGAUGGUGUCAUUGAGAAGGAAACAGAGGUGGCUUCUGGAAGUUCGGUACAUGAAGAUGCUUUAUCUACUGUAAACCCAAUUACUGAGGAGGCUACUCAGACAGAUGUCACAAUAAGCAAUGAGAAAACUGACUCACCUGUUGAAAUUGCUAAUGAAAAUGUAAUAGAAAGUGGACUUGAUCAUAUUGUUGCAGAAGGAGAGAAACAAUCACAAACUUUUAAUGCAAAGGAAGAAUUUGCAGCAGCAGCACCAACCGAAAGUGAUGCAGUUGAAUUUAGCCCUGAUAAAAAUAGUGCUAUUGCAGAGUUGGAUAUUACAUCUAGUGCACCCGCAACCCAGGAAACUGCAGAUGUAAAAGGAGAAAAUGAUCAAGUUCCUGCUCCUGAAAGUUCUGCCACUGAAGUAGCAACAACCUCCAUUGAUGAUCCCAAAGAAGUAGUAGAAAAACAAACACCUGCCACAGACAAUGAAAAUUCUUAUACCUCACAGGUUGAAGAUAAAGAGGUUGCAAUUGUAUCUGAGAAAAGCAGCAGUUUAUCUGAUUCUAAUGGACAAUCUGGAAUUACUAAUUCAGGACAAAGCUCAGCAACUAUAUCACCUGCACUUGUGAAACAACUUCGGGAAGAAACAGGAGCCGGAAUGAUGGAUUGCAAAAAGGCUCUAUCAGAGACUGGUGGGGACAUUAUUAAAGCACAGGAGUACCUUAGGAAAAAAGGCUUAUCAAGUGCAGAAAAGAAAGCCAGUAGGGUAACUGCUGAAGGAAGGAUAGGUUCUUACAUCCAUGAUAGUAGGAUAGGUGUUUUGGUAGAAGUAAAUUGUGAGACAGAUUUUGUCUCCAGAGGUGAAAUUUUUAAAGAGCUUGUUGAUGACAUAGCCAUGCAAGUGGCUGCAUGCCCUCAAGUAGAGUACCUUGUUCCUGAAGAUGUUCCUGAGGAAAUCGUUAACAAAGAAAAAGAGAUAGAAAUGCAGAAAGAAGAUCUCUUGUCAAAACCGGAGCAGAUAAGAUCAAAGAUUGUUGAAGGGAGGAUAAGAAAAAGACUUGAGGACCUGACAUUGCUUGAGCAGCCCUACAUUAAGAAUGAUAAGGUAGCAGUGAAGGACUGGGUCAAGCAAACUAUUGCAACUAUUGGAGAAAAUAUUAAAGUUAAGAGGUUUGUGCGGUUCAACCUUGGAGAGGGUUUAGAGAAGAAAAGCCAGGAUUUUGCAGCAGAAGUAGCUGCACAAACUGCAGCAAAACCAGCACCUACACCAGCACAAGAGCAACCUGCUGUUGCAGAAGCCAAGGAGACUGAGCAAACGCAAUCAACAGUAACAGUCUCAGCCGCGUUGGUUAAGCAAUUAAGGGAAGAAACUGGAGCUGGGAUGAUGGACUGUAAGAAAGCUCUAGCUGAAACUGGAGGGGAUCUUGAAAAGGCCCAAGAAUACCUCAGAAAAAAGGGUCUCUCAACUGCCGACAAGAAAUCCAGCAGGCUAGCAGCUGAAGGCAGAAUUGGUUCAUACAUUCACGAUUCACGCAUCGGAGUUCUAAUUGAAGUGAACAGUGAAACUGACUUUGUGGGUAGAAGUGAAAAAUUCAAAGAAUUGGUUGAUGAUCUUGCAAUGCAGGUUGUGGCCUGCCCACAGGUGCAGUUUGUAUCCAUUGAAGAUAUUCCAGAGACUACUGUGAACAAAGAAAAGGAACUGGAGAUGCAGAGAGAGGACCUUCUUUCAAAACCAGAGAACAUCAGAGAAAAAAUUGUUGAGGGAAGGGUCUCAAAGAGGCUUGGAGAGCUUGCUCUUCUUGAACAGCCUUUUAUUAAGGAUGACAGUGUUUUAGUUAAAGACUUGGUGAAGCAAACUGUAGCUGCUAUUGGAGAGAACAUUAAAGUGCGGCGUUUUGUUCGGUUUACCCUCGGGGAGACGACUGAAAAAGAAACAACAAUACCAGCAUAACUUUAGGAUAAGUGCUAUGAAGCAAGAAUGGUAACAAGGGAAUCCAUAUACAUGUUACAAACGCAUAUGAAGGAGUAUGUGGAAGGGAGAGACUAAUG
Abrus precatorius (Indian licorice) is the source of this 3855-nucleotide messenger RNA. RefSeq lists its product as uncharacterized. The transcript is spliced from 5 exons. Gene Ontology annotation, biological process: mitochondrial translational elongation. Lineage: Eukaryota; Viridiplantae; Streptophyta; Magnoliopsida; Fabales; Fabaceae. The coding region runs from base 242 to 3757 and encodes 1171 amino acids. The record is from RefSeq and is a predicted model, not a curated record. Gene Ontology annotation, cellular component: mitochondrial matrix. Gene Ontology annotation, molecular function: translation elongation factor activity; protein binding.